This is a messenger RNA of Panthera uncia (snow leopard), 2994 nucleotides long. RefSeq names its product transmembrane ascorbate-dependent reductase CYB561. The transcript has 6 exons. Gene Ontology annotation, cellular component: lysosomal membrane. Gene Ontology annotation, molecular function: oxidoreductase activity. The record is from RefSeq and is a predicted model, not a curated record. Lineage: Eukaryota; Metazoa; Chordata; Mammalia; Carnivora; Felidae. The coding region runs from base 121 to 879 and encodes 252 amino acids.
CGCCGGAACCGGCUGAGCGGCCGGGGCUCGGCGUGGGAAGCUCGCCUGUGGGUCCGCGGUGGGGCGCUGCGCGGCGGGGACGAGCUCCGGGCCCGGCGCCCGGCCAGCAGCUGCCUCAGCAUGGAGAGCCACGCAGGCCUGGCGGCCACCCCCAGGGCGCUGCCUUACUACGUAGCUUUCUCCCAGCUGCUGGGCCUGAUCGCCGUGGCCACGACCGGUGCCUGGCUCGGUCUGUACAGGGGCGGCAUCGCCUGGCAGGGCGUCCUGCAGUUUAACGUGCAUCCCCUCUGCAUGGUCAUAGGCCUGAUCUUCCUGCAGGGAGAUGCCCUGCUGGUUUACCGUGUCUUCAGGAACGAGACCAAACGCACAACCAAAGUCCUGCACGGGCUGCUACACGUCUUCGCGUUCAUCAUCGCCCUGGUGGGCCUGGUGGCGGUGUUCGACUACCACAGGAAGAAGGGCUACGCUGACCUGUACAGCCUGCACAGCUGGUGUGGCAUCCUCGCGUUUGUUCUCUACUUCGUGCAGUGGCUCGUGGGCUUUGGCUUCUUCCUGUUCCCCGGAGCUUCGUUUUCUCUGCGGAGCCGCUACCGCCCGCAGCACAUCUUCUUUGGCGCCACCAUCUUCCUGCUCGCUGUGGGCACAGCUCUGCUGGGCCUGAAGGAGGCGCUGCUGUUUAAACUUGGGGCCAAGUAUAGCACGUUUGAGCCUGAGGGCGUCCUGGCCAACAUGCUGGGCUUGCUGCUGGCCGGCUUCGGCGUGACUGUGCUCUACAUUUUGACUCGCGCUGACUGGAAACGGCCACCCCAGGCGGAGGAACAAGCUCUCUCCAUGGACUUCAAGACGCUGACCGAGGGCGACAGCCCCAGCUCCCAGUGACGGCCUGCCCUUGUCCCACGGGGAGGGUCUGGCUGCGGCUGGCCUCCUCAGUUCCGGGAGGUUCUGAUAGGCGUCUUUGCCGUGCCCUGUCGAGGCCAUCUUUAGGCCGGGUGGCUCUCGGGGAGGGCUCGGCAGUGUCGGUAGGGACCGUGGGGGCAGCGUUCCCCCUCGAGCGCUGAUUUCUGGGGUUUAGGGCUUGACCUCCUCUACUUUCUUCUCCUUGCUGCUGCUUUAGAGUCCUGUUAGUCAUGCACAGACCCCUGCCCCUGUUGUCGCUGUCACCCCCUCAAAUCAAGAAGCUUUGGGUAGAGUUUUGGGUGGUCAGUCCUGGUCACAAAGGCACAGAUCCCUGAAGGAGAUGCAGGGUGGCUCUCCCCUUGAGGCAGCGGAUGCUGGGCCGUGUCCAGUGGCUGCAGAGAGCACAAGGCUGUGGGAUAAACUGGGGCUUAGCGACAGGCCUGGCAAGGCCAAGACUUGCUUUGUGUAACACUGAAUUCAAACCAGGAGUCUCGCUAGUCUGAAUAACACGGUGGUGUGAAUGGGCCCAGUCUUUGGCAGUAGAGCAAGUGAUAUUAUGUGUAAAAUAUGUUGGUAUUCGGAGCGAGGUUCCCCAGGAGAGGGGAGGGACUGGCCCCUGGGAAGCUCUGGAGAUGUGGCUUCGGCCCAGCUGUGCUCUUGGCCUCCCCUUUCUUCAGUCCUCAGCCCCAAGAUGCUGUGCUGGGAGAGGGACAGGGCACAGGACUGAGACAAACUGUACUUGGCGGCCGAGAGAAGGGGAAGGAGGUGGCCCCUCGCACUGGCGGGCUGGGUGGUGGGCUGGCCACUCCCUGCAGGGGCCCGGGCCACCAGUGCCCCCGGUGUCCCUGCCCUCACAGGCUGGCUCUGACUCGAGGCCGAGGGCAUACAUCUUGUUUUUUUUUUUUUUAAAUUUUAACGUUUAUUUAUUUUUGAGACAGAGAGAGACAGAGCAUGAACGGGGGAGGGUCAAAGAGAGAGGGAGACACAGAAUCUGAAGCAGGCUCCAGGCUCUGAGCUGUCAGCACAGAGCCCGAUGCGGGGCUCGAACUCACGGACCGCGAGAUCGUGACCUGAGCCAAAGUCGGACGCUUAACCGACUGAGCCACUCAGGUGCCCCUGUUUUUAUUUUUAAACAAAAAACUGCCCUGUUGCUCCCUUUCCCUUUCAGUGGGGAAGGCAGGGCCGCCUGCUUCUGUCCAGGAGGAAAGCCUCAUCCCCUUACCUGGGCCCAUCUUUGCAGGAGGUUGGGACGGAGUUGGAAUUGGGUUAAUUCCCCCCAGCUGUGUAAGUGUGUUAUGCUGCCGCCUGAGUCACUCUUUGGAUUCAGUCUGGAAGUAACGUGAUCAGAGCAUUGACCUUGUGCUUCUUGGACUUGGGGAAUGCUCUCUUCUUGUUUUCCUCAUUUUCUGGGCUUUGAGGAAAUGACAGUUUGAGACAGACACAGCUUACUUAAGUGAAGAAAUGAAUGAGGUUUCUAAGCCCGGCUACUGUUCUGUAAAUGGUUGCCUUUUUCUCACCUAACCGCUGCCUUAGAGAAAGGGGCUGGCCGCUUCUGAUGCUCAGAUUUCUAACCCUCCGCUUUGCCACAGGCCCUGCCUUAGGCAACAACGCCAGUUCUCCCAGCAGGUGCCUGCAGGUCCGGAGCCCUCCCUAGCAGGGCUGCCCAGGUCCCUCGGAGCCUCUCCCUGCCUCCCUUGUCCCAGCCUCCCUGCCUCCGCUGCAGCUUGUCUGGAGGCUACACCGCGUGCUCCGCCAGGAAGGGGCUCCGUCAAUUCUUUCACCACCUGGCUCACGCUGAAUAGCCAGGUAUUUUACAGCUGGAGAGACUCCUGCUUGGACAAACUACCAAAGUACAACUGCGUAUCUACCCGCCCCCCCCCCCACCCCGCCUCAGAAUGCCACUUAGAGAAACGGAACCUUAAAUUUGCAGUAAAAAUCUGUAAACUGGUCUGUUUGCCAACGUGUAUGUUGGAUGAUUAAGGAGGCCCCCUGAAAGCUGAUCCACUGUGGUUUAUUUUACUUUGCCUGUGUCCAGUUGUCUGUGAAGUACAAUGUAGUGUCGGUGCAACAGAUGAUUCAAUAAAUGUCUACAGCUGA